This is a messenger RNA of Zerene cesonia (dogface butterfly), 1893 nucleotides long. RefSeq lists its product as uncharacterized. The transcript has 10 exons. The record is from RefSeq and is a predicted model, not a curated record. NCBI's taxonomy places the organism in Eukaryota, Metazoa, Arthropoda, Insecta, Lepidoptera, Pieridae. The coding region runs from base 1 to 1893 and encodes 630 amino acids.
AUGUUUUGGAUAAAAGUUCUAGUUUUGACUGGGUUGGUCCAUGUGAGCCUUGCUAUAAACAGUUUUAGUCUAAAGUUUGACGACGCGUUAUUGGCACAACGAGGUUUAGGGUGGCCCCAUAAUCUUCAAGUAACAAAGGGUCAUGAGGCUCUUAUGAAAUUAUUAAAAACAUUGGACAAUGAACAGUCUUGCCAUAUAACUACCCCCACUGGAGAAAAUUUCGAUAUAUCCUCGCCAAAUAAUAACAGGUUUGAACGUUGGGGAGACGAAUGUAGUCUAAGAGUCAAAAAUGUUACCCCAAGCGAUGAAGGAAGAUGGCGCCUUGUCGCUUCAGAUGGCAAAGAUAGCGUAGUAGGAUGGAUCGAGCUUCAUGUUACGGAGGACACGUCGUCAUACAGUGCACCUCCAAUUGAACUAUACGAUGGAACCAGUGACGUGAAGGUAGAUCUAUCAAGUUUAAAUAAUUCCUACUGUUUGGUUGCGAAACCUUUUUCGGAGAGUGCCUUAGUACCAGGGCAUUGCAGUGUUACACUUGAUCGAACUACUAGAGCUGUUCAAGGAAACUGGGAUGUACUUUUGGGACUACCUGGAAUGGUCUCGGAACUGUCGAUGAAGAGGCAUGUUGUUGUCGAAGCGGAGCAUUUGGACGUCGGUUACGUGCAUGACAGCAGUUCUAAUAAAUUACAUAUAUACUGUAAUAUUCUGCAUACGAAGAAGAAUAUAACAUUUUGUCGCUUUCAACGGACGUCGCAGACGUACGGUUAUAAUGUGAUAGAUGGAUUGAGCGAUGGAAGUCACAGCUAUUACGGAAAAGGUUUCGCGUGGAAACAAUGUGGCGUAACAGUUGAGAGACCAACCCAAAGUGAUUAUGGGACAUGGCGGUGUACUCUUGGAGUUCGGAUGUGGGUUGGAAAUCGUAUAGAGGAACAGCCACCUAUGCAGGCAUUGAUUAGUGUUGCUCCUAAGGCAUCGACACGUCGUAAGCGAGAUACUAAACAGGGUGAAAGCAAGGCGGUGUUUGUCCAAGAAGAUGGUUCUCUUAAGAUAAUGUGCCAAGCGGACAUAUCUCUGGUGUACUGUUGGUUCCAACAUCCGAAUGGCUCGCAAUUUACACCCCUGCCACUUACUAGCGAAAGUCAAAUGUUUUGGUAUACAGGAGAAGGUACGUCAGCCGGUGAAUGUGGUAUCACCUUCAACCACGUAAGGGCAGAAGAUUCUGGAACGUGGAGAUGUCAUAUGGGUCCUAGAGGUCAUUUAGGUGUCGAAAUUACAGAUGAUGUAGAAGUCAGAGUCACAGGGCCACUUGCUGCCAAUAGAAAAGAAAUGAACGUGUCCAUUGGUGAACCAGCGACUUUAUACUGCCACACGUCCAAUGGAAAUAGGCCUUUAGCGUAUUGCAGGUUUUUGUCGCCUACGUAUGUGGGAAUCAAUAUCGACUCAUCUGUUACAGAACAAAACGCCAUUUUGGGCCGUUACUAUUUCACACCGGGACGUAACCUUGACAUUGGUGACUGUUCGUUGACGAUAAGUUCAAUUGAAGAACAGGAUAUAGGAGAAUGGACUUGUGCUGCCAUUGUUGAUGACGAAAUUAUGGAGUCUCGGGAUAAAAUACGACUCUUUGUUGCAGAGGCAAUCGUAGCUCGACGCCAAGCCGGAGUCAUAGGUUUCAGCGUCGGAUUGGGUGUCCUCGUUGUUAUAUUUAUUGGCUAUGUGGUUUAUAAACGUGGCCCUUCCUUGCCAUUAUUUAGGCGGCAACAAAAUGCGCCACCAUCAGAAGGUUUCUCUUUGUAUGGUAUGUCAACUAACCCCCCAAGUACGACUGGGAGUAGGUCCAGUCAAAGCAGUACGGAAUCUGCAUCCGUCGCACAAUCAGCUCGGUCGCCAAAAACGUGA